Molecule: messenger RNA, 1581 nt
Organism: Clonostachys rhizophaga
Lineage: Eukaryota; Fungi; Ascomycota; Sordariomycetes; Hypocreales; Bionectriaceae
Source: the annotation of a GenBank genome assembly
AUGGCCCUACUACGAGAUUUAGAAGAUUCGCCCAUCACACAGGCUAUCCUGUUACAACUUCAGCAUGUGGGCCUCAAAAAGCUUGCCGUUGGCUUCUUCCUGGCUCCAGCUAGUCUGGUGUUCGCUUAUUAUCUGGCGGCAUUGUUUUAUAGUCUCUUCUUCUCGCCUCUCAGGAAGAUCCCUGGUCCGUUCUUGGCUCGUGUGACGCGCUGGUGGGAGUACCAAGUGGUCAAAAAUGGCAAAUCCAACCUAGAAUUUAUCCGCCUGCAUAGGCAGUACGGCCCAGUUGUCCGAGUAGGACCAAAUCGAUACAGUCUCAGCCAACCCAAAGACGUCAAGAAAAUCUACGAAUUAGGAGGCAAAUACAUCAAGACCGAGUACUACAAUCCACUUCUCAGUCCUGUCGUCGAGGAGCAGAACAUAUUCGCCAUUCAAGACAAUAACCUACACAAGGAAAGGCGCAGAAAGAUCUCACCAAUGUAUACUAUGUCAUCCAUGGUAUCAUAUGAACCCGCCGUCAAUGAGAUGACAAGUAUCUGCAUUGACAAACUAUACCAGUUUGCCGAUGAAGGGCGUCUAGUUGAUAUACCACAUUUUGUGCAAUACUACGCCUUUGAUGUCAUUGGGGCCAUCACUUUCAACAAGAGCUUUGAUAUGAUGAAGAACGAAGCCGAUAAAACCGGAAUGAUUGAAGGUAUUCGAGGAGGUAACGACUUUCUGGCCUUCUGGGGAAUCGUCCCAAGCAUGGUCCCAUGGGUCAUUGGUAUCACCAAGGCACUAGGUCUUGAUACGAAAACCUCGAUCCUUCUUAGCUACACUCUUAAACAGAUUAACGAUCACCGCAAUAUGAACGCCAAACCGACUAUCAAGGAUACAAAAACGUAUGACACAUUCUUGAAGAAGGUGCUUGACCUCGAAAAAGAAGGUCGCCUCAAGCAGCCCAACCUUCUUGACGCAUGCGGCAGCAACAUCGGAGCCGGCUCAGACACGACCGCCGUCACGCUGAGCUCUGCUCUGUAUUAUCUCUAUAUGAAUCCCGACAAGCUGGAGAAGCUGCGACAUGAGAUUGACCAGAAGGCCAGGCAAGGGACUAUUUCGGACCCGCUCACCUUCCAAGAGGCACAAGGUAUGCCGUAUCUGCAGGCCGUCAUCAAGGAAACACUGCGUAUUCACCCAGCCGUCGGUACCAUCCUGCCCCGUGUCGUACCUCAGGGUGGCAUGGAACUAUCAGGGAUCUACUUCCCUGAAGGAACCGAGGUUGGUGUUAACGCAUGGGUCUUGCACUACGAUGAGAAGAUCUACGGCCCAGAUCCCAAAGUUUUCAGGCCUGAACGAUGGCUUGAAGGUGAAAAAACGAGCAUAAUGGACUCGAUGAUGUUUGCAUUUGGAGCUGGUGCCCGAACCUGUAUCGGCAGGAACAUCAGCUUGCUUGAACUCACCAAGGUGGUGCCACAGAUUGUCCGAAAAUUUGAUAUGGUGAUUGAGGAUGCAGACAAGCCCUUGGACACCUUUUGUGCCUGGUUCGUGUAUCCUUCCUACAACGGCCGAUUCAAGGUGCGAGAGACAAAGGCAUCGACUUGA